Messenger RNA from Sander lucioperca (pikeperch), 2201 nucleotides. RefSeq names its product E3 ubiquitin-protein ligase TRIM39-like. NCBI's taxonomy places the organism in Eukaryota, Metazoa, Chordata, Actinopteri, Perciformes, Percidae. The coding region runs from base 247 to 1890 and encodes 547 amino acids. Gene Ontology annotation, molecular function: protein binding; zinc ion binding. The record is from RefSeq and is a predicted model, not a curated record. The transcript has 2 exons.
CCCUGGUGUUUUGCAAUAACUGUAAAUCAGAGGGAGGAAACCUAACAACAGAGCUGCAGUAAGAAGAGGAGCAACACUGGAAAGAGGAGAGCUUCAACGUCACACUCCAGAAAUGAAAGUUAAAUUUGUCAGAGUGUCAGCCACGCUGCAGUCGAGACAAGUCUCUGUUUCUCUCUGAAAGAAAAGUCAAACUGACUUCAUCAGGUCUUUCUCAACAACACAGCAGAGUCUCUGCCAAACACUGAUAUGGCUGCUGCAAACUAUCUGCCAUCUGAAGAUCAGUUUCUGUGCUCCAUCUGUCUGGAUGUGUUCACUGAUCCUGUCACCACAUCAUGUGGUCACAACUUCUGCAAAAACUGCAUCAAUGAACACUGGAAUACUAAUGACCAGUACCUGUGUCCGAUGUGUAAAAGGGUUUUCAACACAAAACCUGAGCUGCUCAUCAACACUUUCAUCUCUGAGAUGGUUGCUCAGUUCAGACAGUCAGCUCAACAGAAAGCCAGCAGCAGCAGCUCAGAGCAACAAGUGUCCAAACCAGGAGAAGUUCCCUGUGACGUCUGCACUGGAACCAAACUGAAGGCCCUGAAGUCCUGCCUGGUGUGUCUGGCCUCCUACUGUGAGACUCACCUGGAGCCUCAUCUGACCAUGUCAGGUCUGAAAAGACAUCAGCUGAUCGACCCUGUGGAGAACCUGGAAGGCAGGAUGUGUACGAAGCACGAUAAACCUCUGGAGCUGUUCUGUAAGACCGACCAGACAUGUGUCUGCAUGCUCUGCACUGUUUUAGACCACAAGACGCAUGAUGUUGUUCCUCUGAAAGAAGAAUAUGAAGAAAAGAAGGCAGAGCUGGAGAAGACAGAGGCUGAAAUUCAGCAGAUGAUCCAGAAGAGACGACUGAAGAUUCAGGAGAUCAAACACUCAGUCGACCUCAGUGAGGAAGAUGCAGACAGAGAGAUAGCAGAAGGUGUUCAGGUCUUCACUUCUCUGAAGGAGUCUGUUGAGAGAGGCCUGAAGGAGCUCAUCAACACGAUCAAAGAGAAGCAGAAAACAACAGAAAAACAGGCUGAAGCUUUCAUCAAAGAGCUGGAACAGGAAAUCUCUGAGCUGAUGAAGAGAAGCACUGAGGUGGAGCAGGUGUUACGCUCUGAAGACCACCUCCAUCUUCUCCAGAGUGUCCAGUCCCUAAACAUCCAACAACCUCCACCCACCAAGGACUGGACAGAGGUCAGCGUCCGUCCAUCAUAUGAGGGGACUGUGGUGAAAGCUGUGGUUCAGCUGGAGGAGACACUCAGUAAAGAGAUGAAGAAGCUGGUUGAGUCUGAGCUGAAGAGGGUCCAGCAGUAUGCAGUGGAUGUGACUCUUGAUCCUGAUACAGCACAUCCUAAACUCAUCCUGUCUGAUGAUGGGAAACAAGUAAAUCAUGGUGAUGUGAGGAAGAAUCUCCCAGACAACCCAGAGAGAUUUUAUCUCAAUCCCUGCGUUUUAGGAAAGCAGAGUUUCACUUCAGGCAGAUUUUACUUUGAGGUUCAAGUUAAAGGAAAGACUGAAUGGGCUUUAGGAGUGGCCAGAGAGUCGAUCAACAGGAAGGGACAAAUAAAACUGAGCCCUGAGGAUGGUUACUGGACUAUAGUGUUGAUAAAUGGAAAUGAGUACGGAGCUCUUGAUGACCCUGGUGUCCUUCUCUCUCUGAAGUCUCCUCCUCAGAAGGUGGGGGUGUUUGUGGAUUAUGAGGAGGGUCUGGUCUCCUUUUAUGACGUAGAUGCUGCAGCUCUUAUCUACUCCUUUACUGGCUGCUCCUUCACUGAGAAACUCUUCCCAUACUUCUAUACUGGUAUUAAUUAUGAUGGUAAAAACUCUGCCCCUCUGAUCAUCUCUCCUGUCAGAGUAAACUAAUCACUCAUCUUAUUUCAUGUAUUGAUAUAUUUCUAUUCAAGGGAAAAAAAUUACAUUUUAUAGUUUACAUCUUAUUUGUUUACAGAAUCUGUUUCCUACGGAGAUUGAUUUACACUUCAUUGUUUUGAUUAUUAUAUGCUUCCCAUUACACAGGCAACAAAUUAAUUUGAUGCAUUCAUCUCUUCAACUCUGCAUCAUAACAGAAUUUCUAUUUAAACCCACAAACAUUUUUUUUCACUUUCAAAGAAUCACUGUGGCCGGGUUGGCUCAGUGGGUAGAGCAGGCGCACAUAAACUUGGAGGUUUAUGCCU